This is a messenger RNA of Rangifer tarandus platyrhynchus (Svalbard reindeer), 1215 nucleotides long. NCBI's taxonomy places the organism in Eukaryota, Metazoa, Chordata, Mammalia, Artiodactyla, Cervidae. The record is from the annotation of a GenBank genome assembly.
AUGGCCGCGCGCCCCGGGGCGCUCUGGCUGCUGGGCCUGGCGCUGUGCGCGCUGAGCGGCGGCGGCGUCCCCGGGCCGCGCCCCCCGCUCGGCUGCCCGCAGCGCCGCCUGGGCCCGCGCGAGCGCCGCGACCUGCAGCGCGAGAUCCUGGCGGUGCUCGGGCUGCCCGGCCGGCCCCGGCCCCGCGCGCCCCCCGCCGCCCUGCUGCCGGCGUCCGCGCCGCUCUUCAUGCUCGACCUGUACCGCGCCGUGGCCAGCGACGACGACGAGGACGGCGGGGCCCCCGAGCGGCGCCUGGGCCGCGCAGACCUGGUCAUGAGCUUCGUCAACAUGGUGGAGCGUGACCCCGCCCUGGGCCACCAGGAGCCCCACUGGAAGGAGUUCCGCUUUGACCUGACUCAGAUCCCGGCCGGGGAGGCCGUCACAGCCGCGGAGUUCCGGAUUUACAAGCUGCCCAGCACCCACCCGCUCAACCAGACACUCCACAUCAGCAUGUUCGAGGUGGUCCCGGAGCAGUCCAACAGGGAGUCUGACUUGUUCUUUUUGGAUCUUCAGACGCUCCGAUCUGGGGACGAGGGCUGGCUGGCGUUGGACGUGACAGCAGCCAGUGACCGCUGGCUCUUGACCCGUAACGAGGACCUGGGACUCCGCCUCUAUGUGGAGACGGAUGACGGGCGCAGCGUGGAUCCUGGCCUGGCCGGUCUGCUGGGGCGACAGGCUCCGCGCUCCAAACAGCCUUUCGUGGUCACCUUUUUCAGGGCGAGCCCCGGCCCGGGCCCCGCCCGAGCCCCUCGAGCGGUGAGGCCCCUGAAGAGGAGGCCGCCGAAAAGAACCAACGAGCUUCCGCCCCCGAACAAACUGCCGGGGAUCUUCGAUGAUGUCCACGGCUCCCACGGCCGGCAGGUGUGCCGUCGGCACGAGCUGUACGUGAGCUUCCAGGACCUGGGCUGGCUGGACUGGGUCAUCGCCCCUCAAGGCUACUCAGCCUAUUACUGUGAAGGGGAGUGCUCCUUCCCGCUGGAUUCCUGCAUGAACGCCACCAACCACGCCAUCCUGCAGUCCCUGGUGCACCUGAUGAAGCCGGACGCGGUCCCCAAGGCGUGCUGUGCGCCCACCAAGCUGAGCGCCACCUCCGUGCUCUACUACGACAGCAGCAACAACGUCAUCUUGCGCAAGCACCGCAACAUGGUGGUCCGCGCCUGCGGCUGCCACUGA